Lactuca virosa is the source of this 324-nucleotide messenger RNA. Lineage: Eukaryota; Viridiplantae; Streptophyta; Magnoliopsida; Asterales; Asteraceae. The record is from the annotation of a GenBank genome assembly.
AUGACCACAAAAACUUCCUCUUCAUAUUCAGAGAGUAAACCACAGCCACCACGACGAACAUGCUUGUGUUCUCCGACAAACCAUCCAGGCUCAUUCAGGUGCAGCCGCCACCGGAAUCUCUACAGGGUUCCUAGCCAACAGGCGGCCAGUGGUGGCUCAUGGGAGUUGGCGGUGGUUACAAAAUCUAACUUGGUGAAGGCGUUUCUCCGGUUGAUGAUAAAGCCAUCAAGCCAUGAUAUUCAAAGGAGGAAGAAUUUCCAGAAGAGGCCCAGUAGGUUUUGCUUGUUGAAUGGGAAUGGAAAAAGACUCGCAGUAGUUUCUUGA